AAGUUGGUUUCAGGCCAAUAUUAAAUCGCAAUGUCCCAAAAGCAAGGAAGCCAUGAGAAUUCUCGACUUUGAACCGGAUCGCGUUUUCUCGACCGGGGCGGAGUCGUAACACCUGGUCUGUCGUCAAAUCGAGACGGCGCGAAUCAUAUGCAACUGUCGGUAAUCUCUGUAUCUUUCCAGACAGCAGAUAUUCGGAACUCCCAGUCGGCCGCACAUGGGCAAUUUUCCGUCUAGCGCUGUUCUUGUUGGGUUUCCAACUUCGUACGGAACCGGAGUAGGGAGUUGGCUGCUUCGUGCUGAGUUCGUGGUGGUGGUCCGUGCGACACGAAACCCUCAGCGAGUCAGCGGCACAGCCAAAUGUCAGAAGCAUGAUGGCCCCUGUGUACUUCGUAAUAAAAGUCGAAUUGAACAGGUACUGUGUCCGUACUCGAGAUCGUUUCUUAGAGGAUACCUAGAAAAGGCUCACUGUCGAGUGUUGACCUGCGCGGGCGAGUGUAUCGGCUAUCCGCAUCCCAUAGCUCACGGCAAAUAUACCUAUGUACUGUACCUACCAGCCACCCUCCAUGCAGAUAUGUGGCUCAAACGAAGCCAUAUUUCCGCUGUUUCCGUAUCACAAUCUUCGUUCGAUAACAGUCGCAAGGCUGUCGUCAUGCUUGUCCCUGAGAAACCAAACUCCGAAAUGGGAGAGGUACGACAGGCAUGUAUUCGUAAUUUCGGGGAAUUUCCGCCCAUCAGCCAGGACCAGAUUUGCAGUUUUGAAUUGGACGAUGCUCAUUGAAGACUUUGACCGGUGUGCAGGGGUCCGGUAUUACCAACCGCGGAUUGCGCACCUCCUCACCAGGGAAAAGUCCCAUCACGGCGCUUUCCACUGACUUUUCUUCACCUUCUCAAUAUCUUUUGAUCUUUUUUGCUACGUGUGUUCCGAUAU
Messenger RNA from Canariomyces notabilis, 928 nucleotides. RefSeq lists its product as uncharacterized. NCBI's taxonomy places the organism in Eukaryota, Fungi, Ascomycota, Sordariomycetes, Sordariales, Chaetomiaceae. The coding region runs from base 215 to 778 and encodes 187 amino acids. The transcript is spliced from 3 exons. The record is from RefSeq and is a predicted model, not a curated record.